Oppia nitens is the source of this 537-nucleotide messenger RNA. RefSeq lists its product as uncharacterized. The transcript has 3 exons. Lineage: Eukaryota; Metazoa; Arthropoda; Arachnida; Sarcoptiformes; Oppiidae. The record is from RefSeq and is a predicted model, not a curated record. The annotation marks the transcript as partial.
AAUGAUAAAUUUUAUAUCCAAAAAUCGGGAGCCCCUAUGGGUUGCAAUCUGUCUCCAGUUUUAGCAGAAACAUUAGUUAGUUAUAUAUUUGAAUUAUCUUUAAAUAAUUGUAACUUUAAACCUAGUUUUUUAAAAUUUUUUGUUGAUGAUAGUUUUUUAAUUAUAAACAAAAGAUAUGUUGAAAAAUAUUUAUUUCACAUUAAUAAAAUUGGUAAAUCUAUUGGUAAUAUUCAAUUUACUAUAGAAUAUGAAAUUAAUAAUAUACUAAAUUUUUUAGAUGUACAACUUAUAAAAAAUAAUGAAUCUAUAGAUACACUCGUAUACCUCUACCAAUUAGAUUGUAUAGACUGUUCAUUUAAAUACAUUGGCACUACAUGUAGAAAAUUAUCUGAUAGAAUUAUUGAACAUAAAAAAGCAAUAAAUAAUAAUUAUAUAAAAAAAACCAGAGAUAAUAUAGCGGUGCCUAAUAUAUGGAACAGUUGUUUGAGAAAAAUAGGAUUGAAUGCCAAUUAUUGGUGUGUCCUCCAGGCAUACUAG